Scleropages formosus (Asian bonytongue) is the source of this 5333-nucleotide messenger RNA. It is a transcript of the gene adamts12, whose product is annotated as ADAM metallopeptidase with thrombospondin type 1 motif, 12. Gene Ontology annotation, molecular function: metalloendopeptidase activity. The record is from RefSeq and is a predicted model, not a curated record. NCBI's taxonomy places the organism in Eukaryota, Metazoa, Chordata, Actinopteri, Osteoglossiformes, Osteoglossidae. Gene Ontology annotation, cellular component: extracellular matrix. The transcript has 25 exons. Bases 1 to 4425 code for a protein of 1474 amino acids. Gene Ontology annotation, biological process: extracellular matrix organization; proteolysis.
AUGAUGAUGAAGAUGAUGGUGGUGCCAAGUUAUGCUAACCGUGGUUCUCUAGGCAGAAUAACAAACAAGUUAACUGUGGAACAUGGUCAUUUCAUCAGGUCUCAACUGGAAUACUCCAUAGUAUAUCCAAAGAGAGUUGGACGGGACAAGCGGGCCUUGGACUCAUCCGAAAAGUUUGUUCACUACUCGGUUGCCUUUGGAGGUCAAGAUUUGACUUUUAACCUCACCGUCAACAACUACUUGCUGGCGAGCAACUAUGUGCUGGAGGGGAGAUCUGGGUGCCAGAACAUGACACUGAAGCAGAAUUCCUAUGGGGAAAAUUCCUGCCACCUCAUUGGGAGGGUGACAAACUCCAGCUUCCAGGGAACUGCUGCUGUCAGCAUCUGUAAGGGACUGAAAGGGUUCUUUAGCCUGCCAGAAGGACAUUAUUUCAUUGAACCUGUGCAGGGGUAUGAAUCUGAGAGCCAGGAAGGGAUCCAACCCCAUGUGGUCUACCGGAAUGCUGAACCUUACCCGAAGCACAGGAUCCGGCGGAGCCUCCAGCAAGAGGAAGGGCCGAGACCAUGUGGAGUGAGAGAUGACCUCCUCAAAACGGAGCGCGAGCGAGAGGUGUGGGAGCGGGAGCACCAGCAUCCAGAGGGGCUGCACAGGGUCAUGCCGCGCUCUGUGAGCCGUGAGCGCUGGGUGGAGACCAUGGUGGUGGCGGACUCCAAGCUCAUUGAUUACCAUGGGAUCACCAACGUGGAGUCCUACAUCUUCACCAUCAUGAACAUGGUGGCUGGGGUCUUCCAUGACGCCAGUAUCGGGAAUGCCAUCCACAUUGUCCUGGUGCGGCUUGUCCUUCUGCAGGAGGAUGAGAAAGGUCUGAAGAUUGUCCAUCAUGCUGACACCACGCUCAACAAUUUCUGCACAUGGCAGAAGAGCGUAAAUCCACAGAGUGACACGCACCCUGCCCACCAUGACGUUGCUGUGCUCAUCACCAGGAAAGACAUCUGCGCAGGAAUGAACCAGCCGUGUGAGACCCUGGGCCUGUCCCACCUGUCUGGCAUGUGCCAACCGCAUCGCAGCUGCAACAUCAAUGAGGACUCGGGCUUGCCUGUUGCCUUCACUGUGGCACACGAGCUGGGGCACAGCUUUGGUAUCCCUCAUGAUGGCCAGGGGAAUGACUGUGAACCACAGAGCCGCCGUCCUUUCAUCAUGUCACGCCAGCUCCAGUACGAUGCCUCGCCUCUCACCUGGUCACCCUGCAGUAGGGAAGCCAUCACCCGCUUUCUAGAUCGUGGUUGGGGUUCUUGUCUGGAUGACCGGCCCUCCAAGAAAGAUCUGACCAUGCCCCUGGAGGCCCCUGGGGUGAGGUACACCAUCAACCAUCAGUGUCAGCUGCAGUACGGCCCCAAUGCCACCUUCUGUCCCGAAGUGGAGAACAUUUGCCAGGUUCUGUGGUGCUCUGUGAAUGACUCCUGUCGUUCCAAACUGGAUUCUCCAGCAGAUGGGACCAGAUGUGGACCUGAUAAGUGGUGCAUCUCAGGGGAAUGUGUCAUUGUGGGGAAACUUCCAGAGACAGUGAAUGGGGGUUGGGGAGAGUGGAGUGCCUGGUCACACUGCUCCCGUACUUGUGGAGCAGGGGUGCACUCCGCCCAGAGGGAAUGCAACCGGCCAAAGCCGGAGUUUGGCGGAAAGUAUUGCAUGGGUGAGAGGAAGCGGUACCGGGUGUGCAACACCAAGCGGUGCAUCCAGGAGCGGCCCACCUUCCGUGAAAUGCAGUGCAGCGAGUUUGACACGGUGCUGUACCACAACAAGCUCUACCAGUGGAUCCCUGUCACUAGUACAGGUAACCCCUGUGAGCUGCACUGCCGCCCGGUGGAUGAGGACUUCUCAGAGAAGAUGCUGGAUGCCGUGACAGAUGGGACGCCCUGCUUCACCAACAGCAGCAGUCGCAGCCUGUGCAUCAACGGUGUCUGUAAGGAGGUGGGGUGUGACUAUGGGAUUGACUCCAACGCUGUGGAGGACCGCUGUGGGGUGUGCCUGGGGGAUGGAUCUGCCUGCCAGACAGUACGAAAGCAUUUUGAGGAGGGAGAGGGUUUUGGCUACGUGGAUGUAGCUCUGAUCCCAGAAGGGGCUCGGGAUAUUGUGGUACAGGAAGUAGAGGAGGCAGGGAACUUCCUAGCACUGCGGGGGCAGGACCCAGAGAAGUACUACCUGAAUGGACGCUUCAUCAUCCAGUGGAAGGGGGAAUAUGAAGCAGGUGGCGCCACGUUCUACUAUGAGAGGAACGGAGACCUGGAGAACCUGACAUCCCCAGGACCCACAAGAGAACCUGUCAUGAUACAGCUUUUGGUCCAAGGGAAGAACCCAGGGAUCAAGUACGAGUACACCAUUCGGAAGAGCCGGAAGCGAGGGAACGAGAUUCUGGAGCCCGAAUACAGGUGGAAACAUGGAGCCUGGACGGAUUGUAGCACCACCUGUGGGGCAGGGGUCCAGAGCCAGCCAGCUCGUUGCUUUGAGGUGGAUGUCGGGGUGGUGGAGGAGUCACUUUGUGACCCCAAAACCCGCCCUGAAGACCGCCAGCGUAGGUGUAAGAAGAUGGAUUGCCCUGCAAGGUGGUGGGUUGGUGGUUGGCAGCCAUGCUCCGCACCCUGUGGCCCAUCUGGGAUGAAAAAACGGACGGUCCUGUGUGUCCGCACGGUGGGAGUCGAGGAACGUGUGUUGCACCCCAGCGACUGCAGGCACCUCCUCAAGCCCAAGCCUGCCGUGCCCUGCAACCGGGAUGUCCCCUGUGGGUCCGAGUGGGCAGUGGGGCCCUGGAGUCAGUGCUCUGUCUCCUGCGGAGGAGGGGUGAAAUCUCGUACAGUCACGUGUCGGACAGCUCCCACACACGAGUGCGAGACUUCCAGCAAGCCCCGCUCUAGGUCCCUGUGUGCCCUCCAAGGCUGCUCAUCUGGCAAGAAAAAGAUCCUGCCCAGCCCCUCCAAUCGCAAUAGGGUCCACAAGGACCCGAAGGGCAGCACAGAGCCAUCCUACCGCACACCCACCCGGGCAGCUGAAUCUAUUGCCACUACAACUGUGAGCAUGUCAGCCAAUGUUGACCCAUCCAUCUCCAACACAGAGGGCAACUUCAGCUUUUUUGUGGUGCAAAACACCAGUAAGGAUGAUGACGGCACCCCCGGCAUAUAUUUAGUCACAGCAGAGAAUGAAAGAAGGACACCCAACUUUCUGUUUCCAUCCAAAAGGACACGUCACAGCUUCAGUCACGAUUUUGUCACAGAGGCCUCCAAUACAUCUGGUGAGCGAGGUCUGUGGGGACUCAGAGGUACCACUGAAGUCCCCCCCAGGUUAUCUACAGUGCCUCAGCACACAGUGAUUCCAGAGGACAAAACUUCCCCUUCUCCCGCAUCCACUUCCACAGGAAACUGGAUGGAAACCACUACCAGGCCAACUAUCUGGAGCACCAUGAAUGAACAUUUCAUUUUGUCCGACACAACAGGAAGCCCAGGAACUACUCAUACAACCUCAGAGGAAUCCAGGGGGUCUGCCAGAAGCCUAUCCCCCUCAGAAUUCCCACCUGGGACCAGUACCAUCACUCCAAGUGGCCCAUCUAGCUCCACUGAUAGCAGUGACGCCAACUUGGAUGCUGUAGCCCCUGUCAGAACGAACAUCUCGUGGGUGGUGGGCAACUGGAGUGAGUGCUCUGCCACCUGUGGCGUUGGAGCCAUGUGGCGGACAGUGACCUGCAGCUCCCUUCGAGAGGCCCACUGUGCUGGCAUCCAUAGGCCUGAGCCCGCUCGCAGGUGCCAUCUGCGCCCAUGUGCAACCUGGCACAGUGGGAGCUGGAGCAAAUGUCCAGAGGGAUGCCUAGGAGGCACAAGGCAGCGUGAUGUGCAUUGCAUUGACACCCAGAGCAAACGGCAGCUGCGGCCCUACCACUGCCAGGCUCUGGCCUACAGACCCCCCAGCUCUGAGCUCUGCUCUCUGCAGCCCUGCCAGGAAUGGCAAGUCUCUCCUUGGGGCAAGUGCUCCAGGAAGUGUGGUGAGGGUGUGAGAGAGCGUCUGGUGUACUGCCUAGAACCUAACCACUGUGACCCAACCUGGAGGCCCAACAGCUCUGAGCCAUGUAAUCGGCACCCAUGCAGCAAGUGGCAAGCUGAGGCUUGGGAAGAGUGCUCUGUGACCUGUGGAAAAGGGGUGCAGUACCGUGUGGUGAAAUGUGUGGAUCAUGAGCUGGGUAUUGUGGAGAAUGGUGAGUGCAAGAAGGGCACUCGGCCUCACAGCAUCCAGAGGUGCAGCUUGCAGGACUGCAGGAAAAAUGUGGCAUCUCGCUGCAACAAGGAUCGCAUGUCCUCUCGUUUUUGUGAGAAGCUGAUGCUCCUGGGCCGCUGCUCACUCAGGUCCAUCCAGAAACAAUGCUGUGUCACGUGUGGGGUAUAACUAAGAUCCUUCGCUCAUUGUUCCUGGUCACCAGGCUUUCAGAUCACCUCACAGAAGCCCCACCUCCUUGGACUUCACAAUCUAAAAAGGCCUAGAGGAUACUGCACUACUCCCACACACAGGCACAGAAACACACAAAGGACAACACAAACACAGUUCCUUACAUGUUAAGCUACUUCUGUCCAUCCACCAACGUGUGAACUGCUGACUCUUCAGAGAACAUGUUCAGUCAAAACCUGACGGCAUACAGAGCAGUACAUUACAUUGCCCAGGAUGCAGAUGUCUUCCUCACUCUUACAGACCUGACCUUGUGUACUGACUAAGCACAAACCAAAUCUGUCUUAACCAGUCUCUGAUAUGUGAUUUGUAGUAACACCUCAGUUCUUUAGGAAAUGGACCUCUGAGAUGACUUACUCCACUGGGAACAACACAGAUACCCAUUCUGGCAAUUCUGAACAUCGUGAUGGUGCUAGCGUUUUUUCCAGUCAUACACUGUUCUAUUCAGUAGCAUCAAUUGGCUGCCACACAGCAGUCUACAUGUACCCUUCCAUCAAACAUUGCACCAGUUAGUGAGCAAACAGUAUAAUUUCCUAAAGACAGUAACAGUAGCAUGGUGGGUCGAUCACUGAAGACAGUUUGGUGCUAUUUUAAUAAUGUUCUAUGUUUACAAUGAAAAGUCUCAGCGCUGUGUUGGAAAUAGGUACAAUCUUAACACCCACUGCUCUAUUAUUGAACUACGUUUAUACAUAUCUGGUGAAAUAUAUGAUUAUUCGGCUCUAGUUUCUUGAAUUACUAUGUGCAUGUACUUGUGCUUCCAGACAGGAUUUUAAACCAAAAAAAGUUAAGGACUUCAUAUUUUGGAAUAUCACAAUGUGGUUUAGUUAUAAGAGGAUAGUUAAAUUGAAAUU